AUGAGGAUUUGCUUUUCCUUAUUACAAUCGAAAUGUUUCGUACUCAGAGCUUAUUCACCACCAGAAAGUUCAUUACCAAAACCGCAGUCCUCGUACAACCACAUUCCCAGCGCCUCGAAACCCCGGGGAAAAUCACAACCCCAACCCCGAUCACGGCCCGACCCGGACUCACAAGGGACCUCCUACUUGAUAAGAUACAUCAUCAUCAGUCAAACCACCAAAACCAUCCAUCCACCUUUCCAUUAACAAAACAACAUACCACCUAACAACACAACCCACCCCCUCUCUCACAACAAAACCGCAACCCCAACCCAGCCACAAAAAUGGCAACAACCACCGCCCAACGACGUCUCUUCCAAGAAUACCGCCUCCUCUCCAACAACCCACCGGAAGGUAUAACCGCCGGCCCCGUCUCCGAAGACGACCUCCUGUACUGGGAAGCGCUGAUCCAAGGCCCGGAAGGGACACCCUUCGAAGGCGGCGUGUUCCCCGCAGAGCUGAAGUUUCCAAAGGAUUACCCGCUUGCGCCGCCGAGUAUGCGGUUUUUGGGGGAGGUGUGGCAUCCUAAUGGUAUGUUUCUACCCCUCAUCCCUCAUUGCUUAUCGAACCAGCUCUGGGUUAGGGCGAGAGUUUGAAGAAUAGGUUGAUGUAUAGAUAAAGAAAAAAGGCUGAUGAAACAAAAUAGUCUACCCCAGCGGUCUCGUCUGCAUCUCGAUCCUCCACCCCCCCGGCGACGACCCAAACCACUACGAGCACGCCUCGGAGCGGUGGUCCCCCAUCCAAAGCGUCGAGAAGAUCCUCAUCAGCGUGAUGAGCAUGCUCGCCGAGCCGAACGACGAGAGUCCCGCGAAUGUGGAGGCGGCGAAGAUGUGGAGGGAGAGGAGACCCGAGUAUGAGGCGAAGGUGAGGGAGAGCUGUCGGAGGAUGCUUGGGCUUUAGGUGGGUGGUGUGAGGUAUAUAGGGAGAUGGAGGAAGGAGGAGGUGGAGUUGGGGAUAUGUGUUUUGGCGUUGCAUUGUUUGGUGCAUGGCGUUUUUUGGGGGGGAAUGAGGGAUUGAUUGAUUGAUUGAGUGGCUUAUGCGGAGCUGAUGAAGAGCUAUCGUGCAUGCGGAAUGCGUGUAUCGGAUGUCUGAUCUACGGAUUAGACGUCUGAUAUGCAUAUUAGAUGUCGAAUUCUACGAGCGUAUCUAAGCGAGUUUUCAUCAAACUGAACUGUAUUCAUAGCAUAUUUUUUGAUUUGUUAGACUAACCUCAGCGCUCGUAUCGCGAUAGCUUCUUAUGUCUCGUAUACGGUGGCUCAAUGGAUUAGACUCGGGACUUGAGUGGGGAGUAGAUGAUGGGACAGAGAUGGUAGAUAUGUAAUUUUUGCUUCUUAUGAACAAUGUUAAAUAACUUAGCUUUGCGGUUUCGUGGAAUGGUUGGGAGUGG
This is a messenger RNA of Hymenoscyphus albidus, 1426 nucleotides long. The record is from the annotation of a GenBank genome assembly. NCBI's taxonomy places the organism in Eukaryota, Fungi, Ascomycota, Leotiomycetes, Helotiales, Helotiaceae.